Messenger RNA from Trichomonas vaginalis G3, 1638 nucleotides. RefSeq names its product protein kinase protein. Gene Ontology annotation, biological process: protein phosphorylation. The record is from RefSeq and is a predicted model, not a curated record. The transcript has a single exon. Gene Ontology annotation, molecular function: protein kinase activity; protein binding; ATP binding. Lineage: Eukaryota; Parabasalia; Trichomonadida; Trichomonadidae. The coding region runs from base 1 to 1638 and encodes 545 amino acids.
AUGGAACUCACUGAUGAGCAGCGAGAAUUCCUUAUGGAUCCAAAUGAUUACCAGGAAAUCAGGGAAUUACCAUCCAGCGGAUUCUCUCGCGUAGUUCUAAUGGAAGAAAAAACGACGAAACACCAAGUUGUCUUUAAAUAUGCAAAAUUGAUGAUUGAGUCUGCAUCUGAGGACGAUCCAGUAACCAGAAAGAUGUUUUAUAACAAAGUUUAUCAAUCUAUCAAGCAAAUGCAUCCAUGUAUCAAUCCAACUGAAGGAUUUUGUCCACCAACGAAAGAAGGCAUACCAAUUAUUGUUUCAACAUAUGCAUCCAACGGAUUUUUGGAUGAUAGAAACAUUGUUAACGCUAAUCCUACAAAGAAAUUACUAAUUACAAUCGGUCUUGCAGCAGCUCUCAAAUUUUUACACAAUCAAAGAAUAUUCGAUCUUAAUAUCAAACCAUCAAACAUUCUCAUCGAUAAAAAUUACUAUCCAAUGAUCACAGAUUACAAUUACACAAGAUUUAAUAAUAAUCCACACAAUCCAUGCAUGAAUGUAGGUACAGUCCUAUACCUUUCGCCAGAGCACAUCACACAGGAGUAUGUCGUCUCUCCAAAAUCCGAUAUUUUCUCGUUUGCCUGGAUUAUUUAUCGUUUAUUCUGUCAUAGAGAUCCUUUCCAGAUGUUUAAUGAUCCAUUGGAGUGUGUCAUGAAGUUUUCUCAAGGUUGGCGUCCCGAAAUUCCCAAUACAACAGCUCCUGUCAUUCAAGAUAUUAUUCAACAGUGCUGGUCACAAAAUCCUGAUGCCAGACCAACUGCUUCAGCAUUAUUCGACAUGUUAUGCAUGAAUAUUUCGAAUAUCAUCAACGAUCUAAACGAACAAGCGAUUAUUUUAUACUUACGAGCCAUUUUAGACUACGACAAUGGCAUUGCUUGCCAAGCUCUCGGCGACGACCGCGGCAAGUUCGAAGUUGCUCGUAUUCUUUACUUAUCUCAUACAUCUCCUUACAUUCAGAACCUUUCCAUGACCAGAAUCAAGUCUUACGCUGAAGCAGGAGACCGUGAUGCAAUUAACUUCUUGUCCCAAUUAACAGGUGAAGUGGUCAUCGACGCUUCCCCAGAGGAAGUUAAAAAAGUGACAGAAAAAGUGAAAACACAUUCACAUACAAAAACCGUUACAAGGCCAAAGACGAACAACGUUGCAAUUAUCGAAGCAGCAGCAAACGGGGAGCUUGAAAAGGUCAAAGGCUAUUUAGCAGACAAUGUUGAUGUAAAUACACAGGAUGAGAAUGGAGAUACAGCUCUUCAAGUUGCAGCAAGAAAAGGUGAUUUGGAACUUGUCAAAUAUUUGAUCAAAGUUAACGGAAUUAAUUUGAAUACGACAAACCAAAAAGGAUAUUCACCUUUACACGAAGCAGUUAGAUUUUCAAAGACAGAAGUUGUUUACACGUUAGUUAAAGCUCCUGGAAUAGAAAUGUCCAUCAAAGAUAAGAUGGGAUAUGGACCAUUGGAUUGGGCAACAAAUGAUGACAUGAAGAAUUAUUUGAUUAAACAUGGCGCUAAAAGUCGAAAGAUCCCUGGGGCUGAUGGAACUGCUGCUCAGCCAACUACUACUUCUUCAUCCAAACAUAAAUCAAAGAAGAAGAAAUCAGGUUCUUAA